GAAGCCGUGGUUGAUUAUUUAUAUUUAUUAACCUAUAAAAAACAAAACCAAUAAUAUUCAUCAAGUAUCAAGUUGAAUGUUCUUGGAUUGGACCAUUGCAUGAGUGUAUAGUUUAUUGCAGUAUAGUGAGAGAUUUAAGUUUUUUUUUUAUUUACGUUAUGCUGCGAAAUAUAAUCUAUAUUUAGUUUGGACCGUUGUAUUAAAGGGAUUGAUGUGCCGAUUUAAAUUGUUUUGUUGAAGUUCCCAGUAGUUUUUUUUCUGUUUUUAAAAUGCGUAACAGGUAUGAGUUAGGGGCAACUGAGGAUAAUUUUGAUGAUGAGUUGAGUGAAGACACAAGAUCCAGAAGAAAUAGUAUAUAUAGUGUUCCAUUUUAUAUAGGAAUUGGCAUACUAAUAUUUCUUUUACUACUAUAUGGGUCUAUAUUUUUAAUUGAUAAUACACUUCCAACUCCACUAACUGUUGCUGAUGAGAAAAUAUAUCCAGACGCCUUUAUAGCUGAGAGAGCUAUUCAUGAUCUCCAAGUAUUGACAAAUAUUGGGCCACGCAUUACUGGUGGCUAUGAGAAUGAAGUGUUAGCUGUAGAAUUUCUUAAAGGAGAAAUAAAUGUUAUUAUACAACAGGCCAAUCAUCAUCAAUAUAUUGAGCUGGACUUGCAAGUUGUUAGUGGAUCCUACAAUUUAGGAUUAUUGCUAGUAAAUUCAUAUGCGAAUGUGCAGAAUGUGGUUGUAAAGUUGCAUGGUAAAAAUAAUGCAACUAACAGUAUUCUUAUUAAUUCACAUUUUGAUUCGGUACCAACGAGUCCUGGAGGAAGCGAUGAUGGGAUCAACGUUGUUACAAUGCUAGAAAUAUUUCGUAAAUUAUCUAGAUCACCAGAGCGUCCUACACAUAAUAUAAUAUUUCUCUUUAAUGGAGCAGAAGAAACUCCAUUGCAAGCUGCCCAUGGAUUUAUAACAAAACACAAAUGGGCAGAAGAAUGCAAGGUAGUUGUUAAUUUGGAGGCUUGUGGGGCAGGCGGAAAGAUAAUAUUAUUUCAGUCUGGGCCAGAAACUCCAUGGAUAAUGAAAUAUUACUACAAGGUGCCACAUCCAUAUGGUCAGGCAGCUGGAGAAGAACUAUUUCAGAGUGGUGUAAUUCCAUCUGAUACAGAUUUUCGCAUUUUUAGAGAUUUCGGGGGACUUGUAGGUGUAGAUAUGGCGUUCUAUAAAAAUGGUUACAGGUACCAUACUAAAUUUGAUGAUUUCAAGAAUAUCCCUCUUGGAUCUUAUCAACAUGUAGGUGACAAUGCAUUGUCACUAGUGCAGAAUCUUGCAAAUGCCCCUGAGGUAUCAGAUCCAGUUCCAACAUAUGGAAAAAUUGUAUAUUUUGACAUAUUGGGACUGUUCAUGGUAUCAUAUACAACAUUAGUAGCAGCUAUACUUAACUCGAUAACUGUUAUUAUAUCAUUGUCAGUGUUUUUCUACAGUAUUAUGGAUUUUAAACUGAGUUUAACCAAAGGUACUUUUAAAUAUUUAGGUAUAACAUUUGCAUCGAUUUUAGGAAGUUGGGUAAUAGCUGGAGCAGCUGUAUUAUCUAUAGCAUACUUAUUAGAUUUGGCAAAUAGUACAAUGAGUUGGUAUGCAAAUCCUUGGAUUGUUUUGGGGCUAUAUGUGGUACCAGCUGUAGGAUUUUCUGGUUGUUUAUUGUUUCUUAUAAAUCAUGAGAAUUUAUCAUUAAAUAUAAGAACACAGAUCCAGGCUCACAUGAUAAGACUGAUAUGGACAAUAAUUUUGUUAAUAGGGACUAUCCUCAAUAUUCGUAGUGUGUAUGCCCUGUUGAUACCAGUUUUUUUCAAUUCCCUCGGCUUUAUUAUUAUACAUGGCUUCAGGUGGCAACACACAGUUCGAAAAUGGCAACUUGUAUACUUAAUAAGUCUGAUAAUUCCCAGCAUUUCACUAAUGUACCAAAUGUUGAUUACCUUUUCACUGUUUAUCCCAUUGACUGGAAGAAUAGGGCCCAAUAAAAAUCCUGAUGCCAUUAUUGGAGUUGUGACUCUUUUCUUUACGAUAUUAAUAAUAUCUCCAUAUGUAGCCUUAAUCACCCUACUUCGGAAUUCUAAGUAUUUCUUUGCAUUUUUAGGUAUAGUUUUUGCAGUAUUUCUGAUAAUAAUUUUUACUCCUCUAGGAUUUCCUUAUAGAGGUGGUAAUAAUGCUCCAGCUCCUCAGAGACAUUGGCUCGUACACACUAAAAGAGUAUUUCAUAAUGAAAAUGGGACUGUUGAGAAGACUGAUGCUGGAAUCUUCUUUUUAAACCUCGAUAGAAAUUCCCCUACAAUUAUUAAAAAUUAUGUAAAAGAUCUCAAAUAUGCAAGACUUCUUGAAGAGAAUUGUAAAAAAUAUCUUUUAUGUGGUUUGCCAGUAUCACAUUCAAAGAUGACUCAAAUUGUGGAACAUAGUACAUGGAUUCCAGCUAAUCAGCCUGUAAUACAUGAGCCAGUUUCGUUUAAGUUGAAUUCUAAAGAACAUAUCAACGAAACUAUUAUUAGAUAUAAUAUAACGACUUCCGGUUCAGAUAGACUAGCCCUUUACCUAGUACCAAAAAAACAUGCAAAACUCGUAAGGAUGAGCCUAAUAGAUACUAUUGAAUCAUCAGAAUAUGUCUAUAAUAAUAGGCAAUUAUAUUUCAUACUAUUUACCUAUGGGAAAGAUCCAGCUGAUUUAAGUUUUACUUUUGAUAUUAUGGUACCACCAAACUAUAAUGGAUCAACGAUGGAUAUAGCUGUUACUGCUACAUAUGUACAUGAAAAUAAGUUUAUUAAGACACCAUACUAUGUAAAUUUACUCAAGGAAUUUCCUGAUUGGACUGAUGUAACUGCUUGGCUUGGUAGUUACUUAUCUUAUGUUAUAUAAAUAACGAACUGAUAUUUUUAUAAUGAGAGACUAAUUAUGAAAUUAGAUUUUUUUAUGUGGUGCGG
This is a messenger RNA of Anoplophora glabripennis (Asian longhorned beetle), 2950 nucleotides long. RefSeq names its product endoplasmic reticulum metallopeptidase 1. The record is from RefSeq and is a predicted model, not a curated record. The transcript is spliced from 11 exons. Gene Ontology annotation, biological process: proteolysis. Gene Ontology annotation, molecular function: metalloexopeptidase activity. The coding region runs from base 270 to 2885 and encodes 871 amino acids. NCBI's taxonomy places the organism in Eukaryota, Metazoa, Arthropoda, Insecta, Coleoptera, Cerambycidae.